Dictyostelium discoideum AX4 is the source of this 2139-nucleotide messenger RNA. RefSeq lists its product as hypothetical. Gene Ontology annotation, biological process: ribosome biogenesis. The record is from RefSeq and is a predicted model, not a curated record. The coding region runs from base 1 to 2139 and encodes 712 amino acids. The transcript has 3 exons. Lineage: Eukaryota; Evosea; Eumycetozoa; Dictyosteliales; Dictyosteliaceae.
AUGGUUGUACCAAAAGCAACAAAGAAAUCAAUUGUUGUAACACCACCAACAACAACAACAACAACAACAACAGAAGUAGAAUCAAAAGUUGCAAUUAAAAAAGUAACUAAAUCAACAACCACACCAGUUACAACAACCAAAAAAGUUUUAAGUAAAUUUGAAAAGAAUCGUGUUUUCUCAGCACCAACUCCAUCAUCAAAAUCAACAAAAUUAAAUAAAAAACCAAUUCAAAUUGAAAAAUCACCAAUUGAAAAAAUUAAAGAAAUUGAAUCACAAGUUAUUGAAAGUACUGAAAAUUCAAAUAAAAUUUUAGAAAUUAUUAAAAUUUGUAAAUCAGUAAGUAGAAAAAAUAUUAAAGAAUUAGAAAUUGUAUUUGAAUCAAUUAAAUCAUUAGAAAGAAUUUUUAUAAAUUUAUUUGAUUCAAGUAAUCCAAUAAUUUGUAGAGAAUUUAAAUUAUUAAAAAAUAAAGAAACAAAUGUUGAAUGUAAAUCAAAAGAACCAUUAGUAAUUUAUAUUCAUUGGUUAUAUAAAAUUUAUGUUGGUUAUUUAGAAUUAUUAAAAGAAUUAUUAAUUCAUGAAGAUCCAUCAAUUCAAUUACCAACAUUAACAACUUUAUUAAAUAUUUUAAAAAGAGAAUCAAUUCUAUUAUCAACAUUACCAAAUGAACAAGAAGAAAAGCAACUUUUAGAUGACGAAGAUAAACAACAUUUUCAUAAUAUUUCAAAACAAACUUUAAAACAGUUGAUUUCAACAAUGAUGUUUUCAAAUACAUUCAAUACUAAACUAUUAGACCAUUUCACUGAGAAUUAUUUAUCAAAAUAUCAAGAUCUAUUCUACUAUUCUUUAGUUUCAAUUAAUGAGAUAUCAACAUCAACAAUUGCAUUAAUAAAUAAAAAGAAUACCACUAGCACCACCACCACUACUACUGAACAAGAAUUUAAAUCAAUUUAUCCAAAUGUAUCAAGUAUUUCAAAAUUUGUUGAAAAUUUAUUUGAUUUCUUAACAUUUUUUGAACCAUUACAAGUUGUACCUGAUGAAUGGGAAUUUUGGGUUGGUAAACCACAUUUCUCUUGUAUCACUGAGAAUAAUUCUUCAUUAAAAACUAAAUUAAAACAACAAUCAAAGAGAUCAAAUUGGGAGAAACCAAAGAAUUUCAAUGAAAAGGAAUGGGAGAGAUUAUCUUCAAAUUGGUCAUCAUUAACAAAGAUCUCCUCUUAUAGAUCAAUCUUUAGUAAAUCUUGGAUCUCUUUCUUAACUUUACCAUUACCACCAACAAUCUAUAAACAUGUUUUACUUGGUUUACCUGAUCGUGUUUUCCCUUAUUUAACCGAUGCAAAAGUACUUUUAGAUUUCUUUACAAACUCUUAUGAUUUAGGUGGUGUAACUUCAAUUUUAGCUUUAAAUGGUGUUUUCAUUUUAAUUACAAAAUAUAAUUUAGAAUAUCCAGACUUUUUUAAAAAAUUAUAUUCAUUAUUUCAACCAGGUGUUUUAUAUGCAAAAUAUAGAGCUAGAUUUUUUAAAUUAGCAGAUUUAUUUUUAUCAUCAAAAUCUUUACCAAAUUAUAUGGUUGCUGCAUUUAUAAAGAGAUGUGCAACUCUUUGUUUAAUUUCUCCACCAUAUGGUUCAUUAAUUUUAUUACCAUUGAUUUACAAUCUUUUACAAAGAAAUGUAAAUUGUCAUUGUUUAAUUAAUAAUCCAAUUAAACCAUUACCAAAUACUCAAAAUCAAGUACAACAACAACAGCAGCAACAACAAAUUACUAGACAAUCUGUAUUAUUAAUUAAACAAGAUUUACAACCACAACAACAAGAAUCAUUAGAUAAUAUUAAAGGUUUAUAUGGAAAUGAUCCAUAUGAUCCAAUUGAAGAAGAUCCAAGUAAAUGUAAUGCUAUCUCAAGUUCACUUUGGGAAAUUCAAAUUCUUCGUGACCAUUACGCUCCAGAAGUUAGUAAAAUGGCAAAAUUAUUUGAUAAUGGUCUUAAAAAUAUCAUUGAUUUAAAUGAAUUCUCAUUUGUCACUUAUCAAGUAAUGUAUGAAAAUUCUUUUAAAAAGAAAUCUUCAACUGUUCCAUUAGCUUAUCAACAAAAAUCAAAAUUAAUUGAACAAGAUACUGAUUUCAUGUCUGAUUGGAAAUUUUAA